This is a messenger RNA of Xylaria bambusicola, 924 nucleotides long. RefSeq names its product fructose-1-6-bisphosphatase-domain-containing protein. Gene Ontology annotation, biological process: fructose 1,6-bisphosphate metabolic process; fructose 6-phosphate metabolic process; sucrose biosynthetic process. The transcript has 4 exons. Gene Ontology annotation, cellular component: cytoplasm. Lineage: Eukaryota; Fungi; Ascomycota; Sordariomycetes; Xylariales; Xylariaceae. The record is from RefSeq and is a predicted model, not a curated record. Gene Ontology annotation, molecular function: fructose 1,6-bisphosphate 1-phosphatase activity. Bases 1 to 924 code for a protein of 307 amino acids.
AUGGUUCCGGAUAACCCAAUCCGGCAUCAUUUGAAAGCCAACAAGAGUUACUCUUUCAUCACUAGUGCAAGUUACAACGGCCACAACCCAAUGAAAAAUUCGGUAAUAGCCAGGAGCCACCUUCAUGUUGUCUGCCCCGAAUCCUAUUAUCACUCCACCGCUUGUUCAGAAUAUCAUUGGAGACUUCACGGUAAUACUGUAACUCAACAAGACGCAAGUAUAGCAAGCGAACACUACACCCUUACAUUUGACCCACUCGACGGUAGCUCUAUCAUCGCACCCAACUGGACCGUUGGCACCAUCAUUGGCAUUUGGGAUGGUCCGGGCGCUUUAAACCAAUCGCCAAAAAAAAGUCAAGUAGCAGCCAUCCUAGGCAUCUACGGCCCUCGGACUAUGGCCGUAAUCGCUAUUCGCGUCCCCAAUGUCAGUUCUUUCUGCUUCGAGGUGGGCCUCAACCCGGACGGAGGCGGUGUUGAUACCCCGGCAUCAGUGUUUGAGAUCCUUCGUAGUGACAUGACGCUCCUCUCUCCACCAUUCAAGACUCGAUACUUUGCUCCAGCAAACCUGCGUGCAGCCGCAGAAGACGCAAAUUACAUGCGGCUCGUCGCAAGCUUCAUACAGCACAAGUACACAUUGCGAUACAGUGGCGGCCUCGUCCCAGAUAUCUACCAUAUACUAGUCAAUGGCCAGGGAGUUUACAUAUCCCCCGUCACUCCAGCGAGUAAGGCUAAGCUCUGCCCUCAGUAUGAGCUUUCGCCCAUUGCUUUGGUCAUAGAAUGCUGCGCCGGUCAGGCGGUCGACCCUACCACUGAAUCUAAUAUUCUUGAUGAUGCCAUCAAACACUGCGAUGAGAGAACUGGCCUGCUAUGUGGAACGAAGGAAGAAGUUGAAGGAGUGGUUGAGGCAAUGAUCAAUUUAUCCUAA